This is a messenger RNA of Abrus precatorius (Indian licorice), 1333 nucleotides long. Its product is annotated as transcription factor bHLH18-like. The transcript is spliced from 4 exons. Bases 145 to 1218 code for a protein of 357 amino acids. The record is from RefSeq and is a predicted model, not a curated record. Gene Ontology annotation, molecular function: protein dimerization activity. NCBI's taxonomy places the organism in Eukaryota, Viridiplantae, Streptophyta, Magnoliopsida, Fabales, Fabaceae.
CAUAAGAACACAGAGCAAAAGUUAAUAAUGUCAAAAUUAGGGAGAGCAUACAUACAUUACGUAUGCUUCCUCCCUCUGCGGAUGCAUCAUACCGCCCCAUCGCUAAAUGGUCCCACACGGCACCGUUCCCUAUGAACAAUAUCAAUGAUCCAACGACUCACAUUAAAGUUGCAUGAAAAACGAGAAAUGGAUUAUGAGGAUAAUUGUUUCUUCCAUGAGAGUCACGGCGACGAGUUCCUCAGAGACAUCCUACAGCAAACGCCUUCAGCUUUCUCUUCCGAAAGUGAAAGCGAUCACUCAUUUCACGCCGUUCAAAACAAUUCCAUCCCCAACGUCGCCGUUGCCGCUUCAGACGGCGCCGCUUUGAGUCAGACUCAGAGGCAUGGGAACUUAAUCAAAAGCAACAGCUCCAACUCCUCAGACGGUUCCAAUUCCAAACGACCUCGUCGUUUCUCUUCUCCAAAGACGUACAUUCUGUCGUUCGACAACUCAACUAUGGUACCGGCCACACCCGAACCCUGCCUCAAUUAUGACCAAUUAUUGGGCGGCGAUGGCGUGGGAAGCCUCAGGCCUUCUAAACGAGCCCACGAGAGUCAAAGCCCGGAACCCAAAGCAAGGCCCAAUCAAGGAGCUAAGAGGGCCCGAAGCUCUUCUCAGACUUUCGAUCACAUAAUGGCAGAGAGACGAAGAAGACAGGAACUCACAGAGAGGUUCAUAGCACUCUCGGCCACCAUUCCAGGCUUGAACAAGACGGACAAGGCUUCUGUACUUCGAGCAGCAAUAGAUUAUGUGAAACAACUUCAAGAAAGGGUACAAGAACUAGAAAAUCAAGACAAAAAGGGGGGUGUAGUAGAAUCAGUGAUAUUGAUGAAGAAACACGAUCUGAAUGGGAAUGAAGACACCACCUCAAGUGAUACCACCUCUGAUAAUUGUAGCAUCCUUCCCGAGAUGGAAGCAAGAGUGUUGGGAAAUGAGGUUCUCAUUGAGAUCCACUGUGAGAAAGAAAAUGGCAUUGAACUCAAAAUACUCGACCACCUUGAAAAUCUUCAUCUCAUUGUCACCGGUAGCAGCGUCUUGCCAUUUGGGAAUUCCGCUCUUUGCAUUACUAUCAUUGCUCAGAUGGGUGACGAGUACAAAAUGACAGUGGAUGAACUAGUGAAAAACCUUAGAAAAGUGCUCUUGAAGUCACAUGUGCUAUGCGACAGUGAUCCGUACUAGUGUAUCAAACAAAGUUGUAGGUAUGGAAUUGGAAAGUUUUGAACUGUGGCCAUCUUCGAAUUUGGUUCCUUUAUGUAUUGAUCGUAACAUUAAAUAAGCAAAGUGUAUGUUCGAG